AUAAAAGUUGAAAGUAUUACGUGAUUAUGGAUUAUAAUCUCAAUGGUCUCAAUGAAACUGAUUAUUAAAACUGAUUAUGAUUGUGAUUAUGGAAAUCGAAACUGAUUAUUCGUUAGGUUGGCGUUAACGCCGAAAAAAAGUGGUUGGUAUUUCAAAAUGCAUUGACGGGAAGGAACACAUCGUGUCUGGUAAGCGGUGCUGCGGGAUUAAUGUAGGAGGAUACGGUGUAUUCGUUGACCUAAAGCAACAGCUAUUUACAUUGCUCUCAUUAACACCUGGGAAAUAUUGACAGCUAUAAGCAAUGAAAUGACAGGAGCGUGUAAAUACUAAUCGGUCACGCAAUGUCGCUGUUUAUACCGGAUGCUGGAACCAUUAUGUCUUACGAACAAUUUAUAUUUAGAUUACUGAUGUGUGUAAGCAUCAUACUAUGUUUAUUAGCGUGAUUUACUAAUUGAUAGGAUUGAAAGGUGAUUUGGAACAAACAUUCAAUUCUUUAGUUGAGCUCCUCAAAAUAGACUCAAUUAUUCGCAUAACAGCAGCAAAUUAAUACCGUGGUUUUAUUCGCUGCAAUGUAAUAGUUAUACAGUAUGAAGAGAUAUUCUUAGUAAAGGAUAUAUCAUGUUCGGAUCAAAAUUAAUGAUGUUUGUUCAUUGUUUCUGCCUGAUUGGUUAUUCAGGUACGGUUUUUGACGGAUGAACCUCUCUCAUAAUAGCUAAUGGAAGUUAGGAUGAAUUCCAUCAAGAUGAUUUUCAAAAAUUUCAAAAAAAAUGUAGCUUUUCCACAUUCGGACAGAAUAAUUUGCUUUAAUUAAGAGGUGAAUUAAUAGUGCAGUAAUGAGAGAUGCUUCAGACUGGUAAUCCUGGUCUUCGAGGCUGAUAUGUCGGAGGUAACUAAGUGAAAAUAUACAUGAAUUAUAGAGUUUGAAAGUAUAUAUUUCCUUUAAUAUAAUAUUCGAAGUAACCAACUGAAAUACUGGUAAUUGUGUUUUCGCGGCAUGGCCGAAGCAAUGAAGGAACAACUUUUAACACUCAAAGUGAUGCGCCUUGCUCGUCCCAAAUUUUACGAAAAUAUGUGUAUCCCAAUUGAUUCAGCUGAUUCAACCAGCCAGCUCAUCGGCUCUGCUCUCUGUCGUUUAACCGGACAGGAAGCUGCUGAUAUACCUAUUGGGAAAUAUCUUAUGGCACCGCAAAAGUUCGAGAACAUUUAUUUGGGGGAGACUUUCUCUUUCUUUGUUUGCGUACAAAAUAUAAGCGAUAAGGUUGCGAUGGAUAUAUGUAUCAAGACUGAUUUGCAAACCACAAGCCAACGUAAUGCUCUACCUUCACAGUUACAAGAAGCAAAUGCUGUGCUUGAACCAGGGAAAUGUUUGGGAGAAAUUAUUACGCAUGAAAUCAAGGAAAUUGGGCAGCAUAUAUUAGUAUGUGCCGUGAGCUAUAAAACAUCGAAAAAUGAGAUGUAUUUCCGGAAAUUUUUCAAAUUUCCAGUCACAAAGCCAAUCGACGUCCGGACAAAGUUUUAUAACGCGGAGGAUAAUCUGAAUAAUGAUGUUUAUUUGGAAGCACAAAUCCAGAAUACUUCUGAACUACCGAUGGUUCUGGAGAAAGUAAUUCUGGAACCAUCCGACUUCUACAUAAGUUCUGAAAUCUCACCUCCUGAAAUAGAAAAUGAAAAUAUGGAGCAGUCUUACCUCAAUCCAAGUGAUAUUCGACAGUAUCUGUUUUGCCUGAAACCGAAAACAACAGAUUACUCCCUUAACUAUUUUAGGAAAGGGAUAGCAAUUGGGAAACUGGAUAUGGUUUGGAGGACCAGCAUGGGAGAAAGAGGCCGCCUACAAACCAGUGCUCUGCAACGAAUGGCUCCUGGGUAUGGUGAUUUGCGACUGACGAUUGAAAAAAUACCAGCAACGGUGAAAGUCUUGCAACCAUUUCAUAUAGUAUGUCGGCUUCAUAAUUGCAGUGAACGACCAUUGGAUUUAGUGCUGACUUUAGAUGAUAAACUGCAACCAAAUAUUGCGUUUUGUUCAACUAGUGGUGUUGAGUUGGGGCAGUUGCCACCAAACAGUACUACCGAUUUUUCCCUAGAGUUAUUACCGCUAACUCCUGGAUUGCAAUCAGUUUCCGGUAUUCGAGUCACGGACACAUUCCUGAGGAGAACAUAUGAACAUGAUGAUAUUGCUCAAGUGUUCGUGGCGUAGUUUUUGAGGGCUAUCGUUACAUUACUUGUAAUUUAUUAGUAAAUGGUUUGCUGUCGCGUAUUGUGAAUAUCAUAACUGUGUGUAAAACAGAGGUUAUGAAAUUGCAGACUUGUCUAUUUGUCAUCUCUUACUUGUUGAGAUUGAUACUUAUUAAUAUGGUAGAAGUGGAUACGGGAACUAUCAAAAAAGUCGCAUUGGACGUAUUUGAAAGAACUGUAAUAUUUCCAGGAAGCCUUAUUUUAAGAAUUCUGUAACUUCGUUUCAACUUUUUCAACAAACUCUUUUGAAAAGGG
Loa loa (African eye worm) is the source of this 2487-nucleotide messenger RNA. RefSeq lists its product as hypothetical. The transcript is spliced from 12 exons. Gene Ontology annotation, cellular component: TRAPPIII protein complex. Bases 995 to 2194 code for a protein of 399 amino acids. NCBI's taxonomy places the organism in Eukaryota, Metazoa, Nematoda, Chromadorea, Rhabditida, Onchocercidae. The record is from RefSeq and is a predicted model, not a curated record.